Molecule: messenger RNA, 180 nt
Organism: Peronospora matthiolae
Lineage: Eukaryota; Oomycota; Peronosporomycetes; Peronosporales; Peronosporaceae
Source: the annotation of a GenBank genome assembly
AUGGCACGAUCCGCUACUGCUAAAGCCAAUCCGUCCCCAAUUUAUGAUCCCAAGCCUCCGUCCGCUCCCAAGGGAGCCCGCGAUCCUACGGGUCGUCGCGAUCUCAAGAAUCGUCAUGAUCCAGCGAAGCCUGCAGCUACCCCGAAACUAGGCAAGAAAAGCGCCGUGGUCCAGGCUUAA